GAGACUCAUAUAAUAAGAAAUCUUAGAAAACCAGAAAAAAGGAAGAAAAGAAGUGCAGAAAGAGAGAGAUGGCGGAGUCGGAGGAGAAGAAGAGGAAGGUGAUGCUGUCCAUAGAUGAAAGCGAGUGCAGCCACUAUUCUGUGGAGUGGGCUCUCGACAACUUACGCGAUACGCUUUCCAAUUCUCACCUUGUCAUCUACACUGUACAAUCCUUCGCUGAUUACGCUUACAUCUAUGCUUCCACUCAUGGUGUCGCCGCUCCAGAACUGAUUCGAUCUAUUCAAGAAAAUAAGAAAAGGGAUUCCCAAGCACUCCUGGAGAAAGCUAAGGACAUCUGUUCCAAGCAUGGGAUUCCUGUAGAGACAACCAUUAUGGAAGUUGGGGAUCCUAAAGAUGAAAUAUGUAAAGCAGUUGAAAAGCUUGACAUUCAGUUACUGAUACUAGGUAGCCAUGGUCGGGGAGCCAUACAGAGGGCUUUCCUGGGAAGUGUGAGCAACUACUGUGUUCAUAAUGCCAAGUGUCCUGUUCUGGUUGUGAGGAAACAAGAUUGAAGAGUUUUUUGUUACAUUGUAUGUGAAGCUGAAUUACUCAGUCUUAUUCUAAAGAGUAGUAAGUUAUUUUUUCCUCUCCAUUACAAACUUGUCAAGUGUGUAAGGGUGAAUCAACACUACUUAUUUAUCCAUGCUUGUAGAUAUGGUUAAAUUACAGGACCUGUGAAUUGGAUUGGAAUUUGUACUUAUAUAAGUAUAUAUCUAUAUGUCUAUAUAUAUGGUUAAGAUUGAGGAGUUAGUGACUUCGAAGUC
Molecule: messenger RNA, 803 nt
Organism: Tripterygium wilfordii
Lineage: Eukaryota; Viridiplantae; Streptophyta; Magnoliopsida; Celastrales; Celastraceae
Product: universal stress protein A-like protein
Exons: 4
Coding region: 69-551 (160 amino acids)
Source: RefSeq, a predicted model, not a curated record